Molecule: messenger RNA, 2042 nt
Organism: Brassica napus (rape)
Lineage: Eukaryota; Viridiplantae; Streptophyta; Magnoliopsida; Brassicales; Brassicaceae
Product: NAC domain-containing protein 17
Exons: 4
Coding region: 130-1857 (575 amino acids)
Biological process (GO): regulation of DNA-templated transcription
Molecular function (GO): DNA binding
Source: RefSeq, a predicted model, not a curated record
AUUGAUCGAAACGGCUGCGAAGAGAGAGAGAGACAUUCAGAUAGCAAAUCGAAUCUUGCGAGACGAAGAGAGAGAAGUGAUCUGGGGUUUUCUCUCGUUGACCCGAUCGGCUUGGAGGGAUAAGCUUAGAUGGCGGAUUCGUGUUUAAGAGGUGGUAAAUUCAGUGCACCAGGGUUUCGAUUUCAUCCGACUGAUGAGGAGCUGGUCAUGUAUUAUCUCAAGAGGAAGAUCUGUAAGAGAAAGCUCAGAGUCAACGCCAUCGGCGUCGUUGACGUUUACAAGUUGGAUCCCGAAGAAUUGCCUGGCCAAUCGGUGUUGAAGACGGGAGAUCGACAGUGGUUCUACUUCACUCCGAGGAGCAGGAAGUAUCCUAACGCAGCUAGGUCCGGUAGGUGCACUGCAACUGGGUAUUGGAAAGCUACUGGAAAGGAUCGAGUCAUAUCCUACAACUCUAGAUCUGUAGGACUCAAAAAGACUCUUGUUUUCUAUAGAGGUCGUGCUCCUAACGGUCAGCGAACUGAUUGGGUGAUGCAUGAGUACACCAUGGAUGAAGAUGAACUCGGGAGAUGUAAGAAGGCCAAGGAAUACUAUGCACUUUAUAAGCUGUUCAAGAAAAGUGGGGCUGGUCCCAAAAACGGUGAGGAGUAUGGUGCUCCUUUCCAAGAAGAAGAAUGGGCUGAUGAUGAUGAUAAUGAUAAUGGAGAUGAUAUUGAUGUACCUGUGGUUCGUUGUGAGGAUAAUGUUAGCCUUUUCGAACCUGUGAAUGUUCAGUUAGAUGAUCUCGAGGAAUUUCUCAGUGGAAUCCCAUUUGCACCUGGGGUUCCUCAAACAUUUACUAGUAUUCCCCAGGUUAGCUUCUUCUCUCUUUUAAUGAUUAAGAUGGUUAGGCACGUGUUUCCUUUACUUACUACAGAAGAUAAUUGUAACUCGCAGGUUAACAGGGAAGAAGAAUUGCAGAGCACUUUGGUGAAUAAUUCUGCUAGAGAGUUUCUUAAACCUCAGGAAACUGGAGACUUCUUGCCUAACGACAUGCCCUCGAGUUAUGAGUCUAUUGACGUCACGUCAGCUCCCAAUAACUCUGUUUUGGUGUUUGAGAAGGAGGAUUACAUUGAAAUGGAUGACUUUCUGACCCCUGAACACGGAGCUUCUUCAGUUGAGAACCAUGCACAGCUCUUGAACCCUGGUGAAUAUGGAGACUUUAAUGACUUUGACCAAUUGUUCCAUGACGUUUCCAUGUCUUUAGAUAUGGAACCUAUUCUUCAGGGAACUUCUGCGGAUCCGUUGAGUAAUUUUCCCGACAACACAUCCGACCAGGAACAUCCAUUCCCUUAUCAACAGUUCCAGGACCAGACCCCUGAGAAACAGCUAAACAACAUCAUGGAUCCUAGUCCAAAUCUCAAUCAGUUCAGUGAUGACCUGUGGCUUGAAGAUGAUAAUCAGGCUUUCCUCUUUGAUCAACCGCAGUCUGUUAUUUCUGGAGCAUUUGCUUCACCUUCAUCAGGUGUGGUGCCCGGUUCCACAAAUCUUGUAAAUGGCCAAGACCAAGAAGGUGUAAAUGGUGGUGGUGGAACGAGCCCAUUCUCAUCGGCUCUGUGGGCAUUCAUGGAUUCAAUACCUUCAACGCCAGCCUCUGCGUGUGAGGGUCCUAUUAACCGGACCUUUGUGCGUAUGUCUAGCUUUACCCGUAUCAAGUUCAGUGGAAUAGCAAAUGGAACGCCAGUGACUACUGCCGUAAUGGCAAAGAAGCGUAGCAGAAACAGAUGGUUUUUACUCUUAUCAAUUGUGGGUGCCUUGUGUGCCAUCUUCUGGGUGUUAAUGGCCACUGUUCAACCCUCGGGGAGGCCCGUCUUCUCGUGAAAGGUGGUUUCUUAAACCAGAUUCUUAGUUACAGGUGAGCUAGACGAAACCAUGAUCCACAUCAGUGGUCAUGGGAAUAUUGACCUAUUCUAAAUAUAUACGAGUCUUUGAAUAUGUACAGAGUUUGAAAGAGUAAAGAAUGUUCAUUCUUGAUUAGAAGAGUUUCAUUUCUGCUGAUUGUUAAA